AUGGUUACUGACAAUGUUGAGCAAUCACAAGGAGUCACCAUGCCCAAAACCGUCAAUCCGCCAUCAAUAUUCUCAGAAUCCAACUUAUAUUUUGACAAUUUUACCGCCAAAAUAAAGGGAUUUACGCAACCCGGUGGUUUCGUAUGCAAAACCUCCACCAAAGGCGUCAAACUACAAACUUUUAAUUCGGAUUCAUAA
Messenger RNA from Cinara cedri, 198 nucleotides. NCBI's taxonomy places the organism in Eukaryota, Metazoa, Arthropoda, Insecta, Hemiptera, Aphididae. The record is from the annotation of a GenBank genome assembly.